CAACAAUUUUGCCAGUCGUCUGCUUGUGACAUUGCACCGCGAACGUACACUACGGGGGAAAUUAAUUAAAAUGUUUGCAGCUUACUCCGUAAAAGAUGAUAGUAAGCCAUCCGAGUCCAAAAAGACUGAAGAAACGAUCAGUUGGUUGAAGAAUGAAAGUUUUCAACAAAGUAUUAUCCCAAAAACGUCAGUUGCUGCAAGCGUUGGAAUCCAGUCACAAAAUUCAGGUUUGUUGAAUGCAGAACAGAGACAGAGUUAUAAUCAUUUGGGGUUGAAAACCCCCACUUCUACUUGUACAACUACACAAGAAAGUCCAACAACAGCAGAUGCAGAAGUUAUAACAACGAGCAAGGAAUAUAAAAAAAGUUCUGAAAGGAGAAAAAAGAAAAAGAAAGAUGAAAAACAUCGAAGUAAAGUUGAAAAGAAGUUAAAAAAAAAGAAGAAAUCAAUCAUUUCCAACAUCCCACCUGAACCGGAAUUAUCCAGUAUUGGCAGAAAAUCAAUUUUUUCUGGUGGUUUGCAAUUGAAACUUGAAGAAUCCUUCUACAAAGAUGUGAAAGGAUGUAAAGACAAUUUUGCUUUCCCAAAUAUGUAUUUUAAAAAUGUUGCCAGGCAUCAUCAAAUGAGAGGAAUAUUAGGUGCUCACAAUUCAUCAUUAAAACCUUAUCUGAAAAAGCCUAAACCUCUACGAUACUUUGGAAAGAAGAGUCUGAGAAGAUUGGCAAAAAUUACCAACCUUGUACAACCUGUACAACCACAACCUAGUGAAACAAAUCCUUUCGGAAUUUACGAUUCCAGCACUGUCUUGUACAUCCAAGGCAAUCAUAUUGCAAAUCCGGAUGAGCCACCUGUAAAAACAAAAGAAUUUGAAAUCUCUCGUCAAACAGCAUUGUUCAAUGAGAAACUUAGAGAAAACCCUCAUGACAUUGAUUUAUGGCUUUCCUUUAUUGAACAUCAAAACAUAGCUUCCUUAUCAAUGACUGAAGAAAAUGCUGAUGAUGGCAAAAAUCAACAUAAAAGUCACGGGAGAAGUCUUCACCCAAGAGCCUUAUUGGAACGAAAGGUUGCAAUUUUGGAUAAAGCGAUUGAGCAGAAUCCAAAGAGUACAAAAUUACUCACAGCGCGUUUGAAUAUUGCUGCUGAAUAUUGGGAUAGCUCUGCCUUGCAUCAAGAAUGGCGUAAUGUUCUUUUCGUCAAUCCCAUGUCAAUCGAACUGUGGAAAGAGUACCUGAAUUUUAUAGAAAACAGUUUUGAAGGAUUCAGUGUUUCUCAGGUUUUGAAAACGUAUGCAUCGUGUUUUCAAAAACUCGUGCAAAUGCAACAACCAUCUUUUGCCUCUCAUCAACGUCCAACGAAUUUGGAAGACUUCAUGAUAGAUAUUGGUAUGCGUCUGUGCUCAUUUCUUCGGCAGUGCGGUUGGACAGAGAAGUCAGUUUCGCUUUCUCAAGCACUUUUAGAGUUGUGCUUUAAACGACCUGAUGAUCUUUCGCUAUCAUUUAUUUGGCUUAAGGCCUUAUGGGAAAGUCAUGUUCCUAGAACUGGUGAAGUGAACUGCAAUUCCGGUGCUCAAAUGACUGAACGACAACCUAUUCGCGCUGUCCAUGGAAUAGAUGCACUAGAAGACGAAGACGCGAUUAUCAACUCCGGUCAAUCUUUCCCAGUUGUGUGGCAUAAAAUGGAGUACUUACGAUCCCAUCAACAUUUUCAAGCUUGCUCAAAUAGUAGCGACUGUGACGAUGAGGAUCGCUUUGUUUCGUUCGCUGAUCUCUCUCAAUACCUUUUCGUAUGCGAAAAAAAGGAUCGCCUCCAGUUUCGACUAGUAGUGGGAUGCCUCGUAUCCCUUGGCGUACCUCUUCUACCGGCUAGCCAGGCUCAACUCUUUUGGGCUCCUCUGGUCCACGAAGAUAACCUUCUGCAGUUGCUUGCGAAUGUUCCAAAAGUUGCAUCAUUGUCUAGUUCUCUGCCAGACAUAUUUAACAGCAUUUCUUACCUGACAUUCGUUCGUCGCGUCGUUCUGCAGUGCUAUAGUAUGUUGACACCACCUCAUCAAUUGGAAUUAGCUCUGUGGUGGUUGGAUGUAGAGAGAGUUCGGAUACGCGCCAUCGUUCGAUCGUCGAAGCAAAGUGACAUCAAUCGGAGCUGGAAGGAGACUAAGUGCUGGAUCAAAGCUUUUUUAAAAAACAUUCCUAGUACUGAUUCUGCAUCUACUGUUUUGCUCUAUAACGGAUACGCUGCAGUGGAACGUGAAGUUGGAAACGAAGAAGAAUACCAAAAGAUUUUGGGUCAACUCUUGCAAAUGUAUUCCGCUAAUCCCUUGGUUAUGGAUCAACAACAGUCGAAAACAGGAUUCAGAGCUGCUUUGAUCCGAACGUGGUUUUCUUACUCGCGUUCCUUUUUGCAGAGUAAAAAUCGCCAGCAGCCUAAUCACUCCUCAGCUUUGGCGCAAUUAGUUGCUCUUGGAGCGGGUGUAUCAUUCUCUCCACAUGGUACACCUCCCACUCCUGCAAUUCUUUUAAAGGCCAAAAGAAAAUACCACGCCAUGCUUCAGGAUUUCUCUUCAUCUGCAAUUGAAUGUGACGUUUCAAGUUUUGACGUCGAAACUCCCUUUUUUAAUAGCCCAGACGAAUUCAUCGAGCUUCUACGGUGUUACUCGUAUUUUUUAUCCCUUUCGGAGGGUUGCCUACCUGCUUUUCAAAUGGUCCAACAAUGGUUAGAAACUUCUCAAAAAAGCGAUUUCUAUUUUACUACGGAGAAUCGAUACAAUAUUGCAUUUCUCAGAUACCAUAUCCGUCGGGAGUCUGCUUACGUCACUUUACUUGACCUGUUGUCGGCGUGCCGAGAAUGGGUGAAGGAUUUUCAACCAAGAUUAUUUCAUGAUACACUUUGCACUGCACUAGCGGAGUAUCCAGACAGUAUGCAACUGUUAGCCGUUUUGAUUGACUCUGAGGAGCGAUGCAGCAUGUUUAGUGGUUUGUGGAAUAGUCUUACAAUGCGUGCCAAAGAUGCAAAAAAUAAGUCUAGUUACAGAGCAGCGCUGGCCGCUUGUCUAGCUCUUGCUAAUAGGGAGGAAGCCAUUAAAAAAGGAGAAGAAACAACUUUCAAAGAAUGGGCAAGUGACGCUGGAGGAAUCGCUACGCUGCAUUUAGGUUACCGACGAAAGCUGGAGCAUCUCACAGAAUACUGUGUUACACAAUGUUCUGCGCGCCAUGUAGCUUUGAUGUGGAGAAUUCUGAUGCAUAGCGCACACCUGACAGGUGAUUCUCGGAAAUGUAAAGAUCUGUUUUAUCGGGCCUUUCGAGAUUGUCCUGUGUCUAAGAGCAUUUGUAUGGAUGUAGUGGAAUAUGUCCCAGCUUCCAUAAGGGAAGUUGCAAAAUUAAUGGCAGAAAAAGAUUUGCGUCUUAGAGUACCCCUGGAAGAAUUGGAUGUAUUGCUUGAAACCGAAAAUGAGGAGAUUUUCGAUGAACUUCAACAAGAUCCCGAUAUCAAAGAUAUUCCAUUUGAUGACGCCAAAGCAAGCCCCGAAGAAAAUAUUGAGUCAAUGACGAGUGAAAGUGAGAACGAUUUCAGCAAUGAUUCAAGCGAGACAUAAAACUUAUGUUGAUGUCAAUAUCAGUGUUUUUUCUUUUAAAUAAAAGUCGCUGAUUCCAAAAACAUAUUUGGAUUUAAAAAGAAAA
Messenger RNA from Daphnia pulex (common water flea), 3674 nucleotides. Its product is annotated as nuclear exosome regulator NRDE2-like. Lineage: Eukaryota; Metazoa; Arthropoda; Branchiopoda; Diplostraca; Daphniidae. The record is from RefSeq and is a predicted model, not a curated record. The transcript is spliced from 7 exons. Gene Ontology annotation, molecular function: protein binding. Gene Ontology annotation, biological process: regulatory ncRNA-mediated post-transcriptional gene silencing; negative regulation of RNA catabolic process. Gene Ontology annotation, cellular component: catalytic step 2 spliceosome. The coding region runs from base 71 to 3589 and encodes 1172 amino acids.